Molecule: messenger RNA, 2811 nt
Organism: Coturnix japonica (Japanese quail)
Lineage: Eukaryota; Metazoa; Chordata; Aves; Galliformes; Phasianidae
Gene: FSCN1
Product: fascin actin-bundling protein 1
Biological process (GO): actin filament bundle assembly; cell migration; establishment or maintenance of cell polarity
Cellular component (GO): cell projection membrane; cytoplasm; actin cytoskeleton
Molecular function (GO): actin filament binding; protein-macromolecule adaptor activity
Source: RefSeq, a predicted model, not a curated record
AAGGCGGCGGAGGGGGCGGGCGCGGCGGCGGCAGCGCGGAGCGGAGCCGAAAGUGCCACGAUGACGGCGAACGGAACGGCGGAACCGGUGCAGAUCCAGUUCGGGCUGAUCAACUGCGGCAACAAGUACCUGACGGCGGAGGCGUUCGGCUUCAAGGUGAACGCGUCGGCCGCCAGCAUGAAGAAGAAGCAGAUCUGGACGCUGGAGCAGGACGGGGAGGAUUCCAGCGCGGUGCUGCUCAAGAGCCACCUGGGCCGUUACCUGGCGGCCGACAAGGACGGCCGGGUGAGCUGCGACAGCGAGGAGCCGGGACCCGACUGCCGCUUCCUGGUGGUGGCCCACGGCGACGGGCGGUGGUCGCUGCAGUCCGAGCCGCACCGCCGCUUCUUCGGCGGCACCGAGGACCGGCUGUCGUGCUUCGCCCCGUCCGUGUCCCCCGCCGAGAAGUGGAGCGUGCACCUGGCCAUGCACCCCCAGGCCAACCUCUACAGCCUGGCCCGUAAGCGCUACGCUCACCUGGGGCCGCGCCGCGACGAGCUGGCCGUGGACCGCGACGUGCCGUGGGGAGUGGACGCGCUCAUCACGCUGCUCUUCGUGGAUCAGCGCUACAGCCUGCAGAGCUGCGACCACCGCCUGCUGCGGGCCGACGGCCGCCUGGUGCCCGACGCCGAGCCCGGCACCGCCUUCACGCUGGAGUUCCGCUGCGGGAAAGUGGCGUUCCGCGACGGGGAGGGCCGCUACCUGGCGCCGUCGGGGCCCAGCGGGACGCUGAAGGCGGGGAAGAGCAAUAAGGUGGGGAAGGACGAGCUGUUCGCGUUGGAGCAGAGCUGCCCGCAGGUCGUGCUGCGCGCUGGGAACGACCGCAAUGUGUCCACCCGGCAAGGGAUGGACCUGUCGGCCAACCAGGAUGAGGAGGGCGACCAGGAGACCUACCAGCUGGAGAUCAACAAGGACACCAAGAAAUGUGCCUUCCGCACCUACACGGGCAAGUACUGGACCCUCACCUCCAACGGGGGCAUCCAGUCCACCGCCUCCACAAAGAACGCCAGCUGCUACUUCGACAUCGAGUGGUGUGACAAGCGCAUCACCCUGCGGGCCGCCAAUGGCAAAUAUGUGACAGCAAAGAAGAACGGGCAGCUGGCAGCUUCCAUGGAGACAGCAGGUGAGACGGAGCACUUUGUGAUGAAGCUGAUCAACAGACCCAUCAUUGUGCUGCGUGGUGAGCACGGCUUCAUCGGCUGCCGGAAGGUGACCGGCACCCUGGACUCCAACCGCUCCUCCUAUGACGUCUUCCAGUUGGAGUUCAACGACGGAGCCUACAACAUCAAGGAUACCACUGGGAAGUACUGGAUGGUGGGCAGCGAGUCGUCCGUCACCAGCAGCAGCGAUACACCCGUGGACUUCUUUUUUGAGUUCUGCGACUAUAACAAAGUGGCCAUCAAAAUCAAUGGCAAAUACCUGAAGGGUGACCACGCUGGGGUCCUCAAGGCAUCCGCCGACACCAUCGACGCCUCCACCCUCUGGGAAUAUUGAUGCACUUUAGCGUUACCUCCCAUUGCCAACCUCUCUUUCCCCCUGUCUGUUUGGUUGGGUUGGGGUUUUUUUGGGGGUUUGGUUCUUUUUUUGGUUUAAUUUCUCCUCUCUGUGCAAGGAUUUCCAGCCUGGCUCGCCCUCCCCAUAGAGCCCAGUGCGUGGUGUUGGAGGUGGAUGCCCCCAGGGGCUGUUGUGCCCACUCUGGCUCUGAGCAUCACCCCAGUCCUUCUAUUUUCCCUUCCCCUAUUGGAAAACAAACAAGAAGGAAUAACUGCCCCACAUUGGUGAUAAGAGGACGGGGUGGGGGCACACAGCUCCCAUUCCCUCCCCAUUGCUGGGCAUGGGCACCAGCUGGCAGCAAACCUGCAGCUGUCCGUAUGCAGAACAAAUUCCUUCACAAACGUUGCACAGUGAGAUCUGCUCAGUACUUAUUUUGGGUUUUUUUGGGGGUUUGGGUUUAUUUUUUUCCUUAUUGAAUACUGGAACAGUGAUGCCAAUCACUGAGUGCCCAUUGCCGGGCUGGGAGGCUCCUGUGGGUUCCUCCCAGGCUGCGGCCAUGUGCCACCUCCUGACUGGAAACAGCAAGAAAGAUUAAUGACCAAAACAGUAUUUUUGUUAGUCCGUAUUUAUGUACGCUGUCGGCAGCACUGUGCUCUGUGCUCAUGGAACGAUGCUGGCGAUGCCCAGCUGUUCCUUAAGGUGUUGGGGCACUUCAUCCUUCGGGCUCCCUGCAGACACCGCAGCCUUCCACCCCCAGCUCCAACCCGAGGGCUGUGGCGGUGCCACCGCUGUGCCAUAACCCGGGGCUCUGCAGCCUUAAAGCUCUGCCAUCCCUCCAACCAGGGCUCGGUGCUACGCUCCCACCGCCCCAUCCCCAGCACGGGGACACCGCCUCGGCUCCAGCACCCGCUGCCUCCCAAGGAAGAAGUGUCCUGAUGGAGCCCGGGUGGCCCCUCACCCUGGCGCACACUUUGCUGCCUUGUCACCCACUGUGUCUCCUUUGUCCUCCCCCCCCACCCCGCUCUGUGUGACUUUAGGUCCUCACCUCCCGUCUCCUGUUGUGACCCUCCGUAAGCAUCUCACUCUGAAGUUUAAUUCCACGGGGGGUUUUGUUCGUUUUGGGGGUGUUGGUUUUAGAACUUCUUGUUGUUUUUUUUUUUUUCCUAAUUAUUAUUAUUAUUUUUUUUUGUAAGUGCCAUUUGUAUAACUUAAACAACAACAAAUAGCUACAAACUGGAGAAAAGUGAAUAAUAAAAAGAAGCAAGAGCUGCAUUCGGA